AUGCAGGAGAAACAGAGUACAAGUGUCAAGCAGUCAGGAGAAACAAGACCUAAACCAGUGGCAUCCAUAAAUCCUGAUAAUCAGGUGUUCAGUGGAGAGACCGUCACUCUGAGAUGUGACAUACAGGAUGAAAGUGUCUCUAUCUGGCAGUACAGCUGGUAUAAAGAUGCUUCACACAGUCCUGUCAGUAGUGGACAGGUGUACAGAAUCAGUGGUGUUGAAGUGACCCACACAGGUAAAUACACCUGUAGAGGAGCAGAGAGAGGAGGUUCACGCUCCUCACACUCCAGUGAUGCUGUUACACUGACUGUAUCAGCAAAACCCAAACCGACUGUGAGAGUGAAUCCUCAGAGCUCCGUCUACACUGGAGACACCGUCACUCUGAGCUGUGAUCUGCAGCAGGGGACUGGAUGGGGGUUUCAGUGGUACAAAAAUAAUCAGCUGUUACAGCCUCCAACCAGAGAACAAACGAACACACUUAAAGUGACCAUAAAUGAUGCAGGAGAAACAAAUUAUCAGUGCCGAGCACACAGGGGAAACUACAACACAGAACUCAGUCAUCCUGUCAAGAUUACAGCGAGGGCAAGACCUAAACCAGUGGCAUCCAUAAAUCCUGAUAAUCAGGUGUUCAGUGGAGAGACCGUCACUCUGAGAUGUGACAUACAGGAUGAAAGUGUCUCUAGCUGGCAGUACAGCUGGUAUAAAGAUGCUUCACACAGUCCUGUCAGUAGUGGACAGGUGUACAGAAUCAGUGGUGUUGAAGUGACCCACACAGGUAAAUACACCUGUAGAGGAACAGAGAGAGGAGGUUCACGCUCCUCACACUCCAGUGAUGCUGUUACACUGACUGUAUCAGCAAAACCCAAACCAACUGUGAGAGUGACUCCUCAGAGCUCCGUCUACACUGGAGAUACCGUCACUCUGAGCUGUGAGCUGCAGGAGACUGGAUGGGGGUUUCACUGGUACAAAAAUAAUCAGCUGUUACAGCCUCCAACCAAAGAACAAAUGAACACACUUAAAGUGACCAUAAAUGAUGCAGGAGAAACAAAGUAUCAGUGCCGAGCACAGAGGGGAAACUACAACACAGAACUCAGUGAUCCUGUCAAGAUUAUAGCAAGGGCAAGACCUAAACCAGUGGCAUCCAUAAAUCCUGAUAAUCAGGUGUUGAGUGGAGAGACCGUCACUCUGAGAUGUGACAUACAGGAUGAAAGUGUCUCUAUCUGGCAGUACAGCUGGUAUAAAGAUGCUUCACACAGUCCUGUCAGUAGUGGACAGGUGUACAGAAUCAGUGGUGUUGAAGUGACCCACACAGGUAAAUACACCUGUAGAGGAGCAGAGAGAGGAGGUUCACGCUCCUCACACUCCAGUGAUGCUGUUACACUGACUGUAUCAGCAAAACCCAAACCGACUGUGAGAGUGAAUCCUCAGAGCUCCGUCUACACUGGAGACACCGUCACUCUGAGCUGUGAGCUGCAGCAGGAGACUGGAUGGAGGUUUUACUGGCGCAAAAGUAAUCAGUUACAGAAUCAGUACAGUGAACAAGAGAACACACUUAAAGUGACAGUCGUUAAUGCAGGAGAAACAGAGUACAAGUGUCGAGCAUUCAGGAGAAACUAUUACACAGAGUUCAGUGAUCCUGUCAAUAUUACAGUGAGAGCAAGACCUAAACCAGUGGCAUCCAUAAAUCCUGAUAAUCAGGUGUUGAGUGGAGAGACCGUCACUCUGAGAUGUGACAUACAGGAUGAAAGUGUCUCUAGCUGGCAGUACAGCUGGUAUAAAGAUGCUUCACACAGUCCUGUCAGUAGUGGACAGGUGUACAGAAUCAGUGGUGUUGAAGUGACCCACACAGGUAAAUACACCUGUAGAGGAACAGAGAGAGGAGGUUCACGCUCCUCACACUCCAGUGAUGCUGUUACACUGACUGUAUCAGAGAGACCACAGGCAGUACUGAGUGUAUCUCCACAGAGCUGGCUGACUGAAGGAGACUCAGUGACUCUAAGCUGUGAGGUUACAGACUCCUCUACAGACUGGACAUUCAGCUGGUACACAGUUGUUCCCUACAGAGACGGCUUAACUGGAAUAAAUAAUAAUGGUGGCUAUAGCGUGUAUGUGGAGCUCCUCUCAGACAGCAGCAGAGGAUCUGGAGGCAAAUACACUCUCAGUCCUGCUGCUCUUAAACACACAGGAGUUUAUAUGUGCAGAGGAGAGAGAGGAGAACCAGCCCUUCACUCACAGUACAGCAAUCCACAGCCACUAUGGAUCACUGGUGAAUCUCCUCCAGUCUCUCUGAUCAUCAAUCCCAGCAGAACUCAACACUUUACUAAAGACUCUCUCUCACUGAGCUGUGAGGACCAGAGUAACUCUACUGGAUGGACAGUGAGACGAUACACACACAGUGAGAGAGUGUUAGAUUGUUCACACUGGGGAUCAGUUACAGGAUCUACAUGUAACAUCAGCUUCCUCUCCACAUCCUACACUGGAGUUUACUGGUGUGAGUCUGAAUCUGGAGAAAACAGUAAUCCUGUCCACAGUCCAUCAGGUGUAGAAGCUCCAUUCUCAGUGCUCAUGCUGAUCUGUAGUGUGGUGACGGUCUCUCCGUAUCUGCUGGUGACCAUCAUUCUGCUGCUCAUAUGUUACAGAGCUCGAGGAAAAAACUCUUUCAGUACGUCUCGACACUUCACAUAA
Molecule: messenger RNA, 2685 nt
Organism: Hemibagrus wyckioides
Lineage: Eukaryota; Metazoa; Chordata; Actinopteri; Siluriformes; Bagridae
Product: B-cell receptor CD22-like
Exons: 11
Coding region: 1-2685 (894 amino acids)
Biological process (GO): cell surface receptor signaling pathway
Molecular function (GO): transmembrane signaling receptor activity
Source: RefSeq, a predicted model, not a curated record